AUGCCUCCAGACUCCAGACCAAAAGCUCUUCUCGGUUUAUUAAUUAUCGAACAUGCUCAGCGAUCAGCACUGGCUCACGAGCCGCCCGGCGACCGCUUAGUGGCUCCAUAUUUAUCGGUAAUAGCUCAAGGUCGCUACCAGCUAGCUUUUAUCCGAUAUAAAAGUAAUAAUAUAAAUGCACGACCCGAGGGUCGCUUACAACGCUCGUUACACAAAAUAUAUAAGCCUCCUGCAGACAGACUCGCUGCUAGGGUUGGUCCACAGAGUGUCAGCGGCGAGCUACGGUCCGAGCACGAGUUGAAACAGUACGUUAGAGAGGAGACUCCCGCGGCGAAGGAUGCGGCGACUCUUACAAUAUGUAUAGGGAUAUGUGAAGGAUCGAUCGACAGCGCAGUACACUGGUCACAUGCACUUGGUGUUCCCGGUAGGGGGCCGGUACGGUUCCCCCGCCCUGCGGGCCCGACCGGGCCGCCUCAGACGAACCACUCGUCCUUGUGCGGGGCGCCCGCGCUCAGCGCUGCGCCCGCGCCCGCAGGCGGCCCGGGCGCGCCGCUCUGUACCUGCACAGCCGCACUAAACUAUACCCUCCGAACAUACACACCUCCAUACAUACAUACAAUACACACUACACUACUAUACAGAUAUACAUUCAACGCAAUCUGA
Danaus chrysippus (African queen) is the source of this 663-nucleotide messenger RNA. The record is from the annotation of a GenBank genome assembly. Lineage: Eukaryota; Metazoa; Arthropoda; Insecta; Lepidoptera; Nymphalidae.